Molecule: messenger RNA, 2001 nt
Organism: Dama dama (fallow deer)
Lineage: Eukaryota; Metazoa; Chordata; Mammalia; Artiodactyla; Cervidae
Exons: 1
Coding region: 1-2001 (666 amino acids)
Source: RefSeq, a predicted model, not a curated record
AUGGACAGUUGUGUUCCCUCCCCACCGCCAGCCCCAGGACCCUACACUGAAACCCCGGCAUCCAAUGUGACGGACAGUUGUGUUCCCUCCCCACCGCCAGCCCCAGGACCCUACAGUGAAACCCCGGCAUCCAAUGUGACGGACAGUUGUGUUCCCUCCCCACUGCCAGCCCCAGGACCCUACACUGAAACCCCGGCAUCCAAUGUGACGGACAGUUGUGUUCCCUCCCCACCGCCAGCCCCAGGACCCUACAGUGAAACCCCGGCAUCCAAUGUGACGGACAGUUGUGUUCCCUCCCCACCGCCAGCCCCAGGACCCUACACUGAAACCCCGGCAUCCAAUGUGACGGACAGUUGUGUUCCCUCCCCACCGCCAGCCCCAGGACCCUACACUGAAACCCCGGCAUCCAAUGUGACGGACAGUUGUGUUCCCUCCCCACCCCCAGCCCCAGGACCCUACACUGAAACCCCGGCAUCCAAUGUGACGGACAGUUGUGUUCCCUCCCCACCCCCAGCCCCAGGACCCUACACUGAAACCCCGGCAUCCAAUGUGACGGACAGUUGUGUUCCCUCCCCACCGCCAGCCCCAGGACCCUACACUGAAACCCCGGCAUCCAAUGUGACGGACAGUUGUGUUCCUUCCCCACCGCCAGCCCCAGGACCCUACACUGAAACCCCGGCAUCCAAUGUGACGGACAGUUGUGUUCCCUCCCCACCGCCAGCCCCAGGACCCUACACUGAAACCCCGGCAUCCAAUGUGACGGACAGUUGUGUUCCCUCCCCACCGCCAGCCCCAGGACCCUACAGUGAAACCCCGGCAUCCAAUGUGACGGACAGUUGUGUUCCCUCCCCACCGCCAGCCCCAGGACCCUACACUGAAACCCCGGCAUCCAAUGUGACGGACAGUUGUGUUCCCUCCCCACUGCCAGCCCCAGGACCCUACACUGAAACCCCGGCAUCCAAUGUGACGGACAGUUGUGUUCCCUCCCCACCCCCAGCCCCAGGACCCUACACUGAAACCCCGGCAUCCAAUGUGACGGACAGUUGUGUUCCCUCCCCACCCCCAGCCCCAGGACCCUACAGUGAAACCCCGGCAUCCAAUGUGACGGACAGUUGUGUUCCCUCCCCACCGCCAGCCCCAGGACCCUACACUGAAACCCCGGCAUCCAAUGUGACGGACAGUUGUGUUCCUUCCCCACCGCCAGCCCCAGGACCCUACACUGAAACCCCGGCAUCCAAUGUGACGGACAGUUGUGUUCCCUCCCCACCGCCAGCCCCAGGACCCUACACUGAAACCCCGGCAUCCAAUGUGACGGACAGUUGUGUUCCCUCCCCACCGCCAGCCCCAGGACCCUACACUGAAACCCCGGCAUCCAAUGUGACGGACAGUUGUGUUCCCUCCCCACCGCCAGCCCCAGGACCCUACACUGAAACCCCGGCAUCCAAUGUGACGGACAGUUGUGUUCCCUCCCCACCGCCAGCCCCAGGACCCUACACUGAAACCCCGGCAUCCAAUGUGACGGACAGUUGUGUUCCCUCCCCACUGCCAGCCCCAGGACCCUACACUGAAACCCCGGCAUCCAAUGUGACGGACAGUUGUGUUCCCUCCCCACCGCCAGCCCCAGGACCCUACACUGAAACCCCGGCAUCCAAUGUGACGGACAGUUGUGUUCCCUCCCCACCCCCAGCCCCAGGACCCUACACUGAAACCCCGGCAUCCAAUGUGACGGACAGUUGUGUUCCCUCCCCACCGCCAGCCCCAGGACCCUACACUGAAACCCCGGCAUCCAAUGUGACGGACAGUUGUGUUCCUUCCCCACCGCCAGCCCCAGGACCCUACACUGAAACCCCGGCAUCCAAUGUGACGGACAGUUGUGUUCCCUCCCCACCGCCAGCCCCAGGACCCUACACUGAAACCCCGGCAUCCAAUGUGACGGACAGUUGUGUUCCCUCCCCACCGCCAGCCCCAGGACCCUACACUGAAACCCGGCAUCCAAUGUAA